This is a messenger RNA of Phalacrocorax carbo (great cormorant), 1759 nucleotides long. Lineage: Eukaryota; Metazoa; Chordata; Aves; Suliformes; Phalacrocoracidae. The record is from RefSeq and is a predicted model, not a curated record.
ACUGCUCGGCUCCCUCCCAUACAGUCUGUGCUGUUACAUCUCUGGAGGGGAAUAGCAGACAAAUCUUCUCCUUGCUGACCCUGUAGACAAGGACAAGUAUAGCUGACAUGAGAGCAGGAAAAAACCUAGGGUUUCCUAAUGGGGUAAUGGCAUAAUGGUAUCUUGCUUUGAUCAAAAAGGUACUAGGCAUUCCUGCCCCUGGGAGCAUUGAGACCUAAUGUUGUUAGACACUAAGCAUAUACACUCUGUGCCAUCUGGGACAUGGGCUCUAGGAAAGGGGACACUCUGAGCUGGUGUAAGCUGCUACCAUGGUGUUGCUGAAGUCCUAGGGCAGGUAAAGUUUACGCUGGCUGAUGAUGUGCCUGGGUUCAUUAUGGUGGAGGGAUGUCUAGGAUUUCAUUUUCUACGGUACUUUCACGAUACCCGUCUCCUUUUCCCCUUAAGAGUCAGUUAAAACAAAGCCCAUUUUAAAAGAAAUGAAUGUAGAAAAUGUGAACCAUAAGGAUCUUUUACAAAGCGUCUUUUACAGUGCUUGGGACAUAAAACAGGGCAGUGGAAGAUAAGCCGUUAUGUAUGUUGAGGAAGCCUAAGAAUAAAGAUUAUAGGCAAACAGUCUACCUUUCUUUACAAGGCCCUGAUUUACAUCCCUGAAAUCUCAAAUUUAGCCAUUACAAUGAAGUCCUGUUGCACACAGAGCUGACUUUUUAUCACCACUUAAAAUCUAAUUAAUCCGUAUCGAAGCACAAAGAUUUCUGUUGUGUUUUAGGGUGAGGGGUCAUAGAGCCCUCUUUGUUCAUCCUCAGGCUUGUAAUCAUCAGGCAUUGGGAUAUAAUUUUACCAAGCAAAUUGGAAGGUAACAGAUCAAAUCCUUAUCGGAAAGCCUAACUCAUGGUUUAGUGAAGUCCUUCAUCCUUUAUGUGAAACUUUAUAUUCAUGAAGAACAAAACAGUGUUUCAGAGCCCACAAAGGGUUAAUAGCAAGGGCUUAUAUUUGGGGCAGCAGAGAACUAAAAUCAUCAUAGCUUCCACCAUCAGUCAAGGUAGCAGUUGUUACAGAACGGCUGGGGAGACCUUCCUCCUCAAGCUUUGAGGACUCAGCUCCUAUAAUGGCCUUGGUCUAUCGACCAACGAUGCAAUUAAGUGGCAUACUGUGCUCUCUGUUGGGAUGGGUCCUGUCCUGCCUCACUACCUAUUUACCCCAGUGGAAAAAUCUUAACUUGGAGCUGAAUGAACUGGAGAUCUGGACCAUGGGACUCUGGCAAGCUUGUGUUGUCCAGGAAGAAGGGGGAAUGCAGUGCAAGGACUUCGAUUCUUUCUUAGCUUUGCCUCCAGAGCUCAGGAUUUCUAGGAUUUUGAUGUUUUUUUCCAAUGGAUCGGGGCUUUUGGGCCUCUUGCUCUCAGGAUUUGGGUUGGACUGUUUGAAAAUUGGUGAAAGACAACAGGAACAAAAGAAACGGCUGUUGCUGUUUGGAGGAAUGCUCUUCUGGAUAUCGGGGAUUGCAGCUGUUGUCCCUGUUUCUUGGGUUGCCCAUUCCACAGUCCAGGAAUUUUGGGAUGAGAAUAUACCAGAUAUUGUCCCCAGGUGGGAUUUUGGGGAAGCAUUAUUUGUUGGCUGGCUUGCUGGGUUUUGUCUUAUACUAGGAGGAUCCCUACUUAAUUUCACAAUCUGUUCAACUGAAGUCCAUCCAUCUUCAAUCCAUUAUGCAGUAGCAGAACAGCAAGAUCAGUGUCAACACUUGGAAACUGAAACUAGGCCUUAA